AUGUUUCAGCUUUGGAAACUUGUUCUCUUGUGCUGCCUGAUCACUGGGACCUCAGUGUCUCUUCUUGGUAAUCUUGGCAAUGAUGUAGAUAACGUUGUGAACAACCUUGAGAAAGGAGCUGAGACUGUUGACAAUACACUUGAAGGCGUCCUUCAGAAAGUGAAGGGUGACUUGUAGGCGCUUCAGGAAUCCAAGGCUUGGCAACUAGCCAAGCAGAAGUUCCAGGAAGCUGAGAAUUUGGUGGACAAUGCUGCUUCUAAGAUCUUGCCAAUUGUGAACGGUUCUUUGGUUGAAAAUCAGUCACACCAAAUCCAGGAUCUCAAAGCUGAACUGACUCCUGAUGGCAAAAGUGUUAACCUGACGAUCCCCGUGACCGCCGGUGUCAGCCUGGCCCUGCCUCUCGUUGGCCAGGUUGCCGACCUGAAGGCUUCCUUGGACCUCCUGACUAGUGUCAGAAUCGAAACCGAUGCCCAGACCCGCCACUCCACAGUGGUCCUGGGAGAAUGCACCAACGACCCAGCCAGCAUCUCACUCACCCAGCUGAACGGCCACUGUGAACAGAUCACCAAGACUGUGAACACCCUGAACAGCUUCCUGAGCAAGACCAAGUCCUUCCUGGUGCAGAAGGAGGUGUGCCCAUUGAUCCACAUCUUCCUCCACAACCUGGAUGUAAAUUCCUUCCAGAACCUCAGCAGUAAGUCGCGGCCUGGGGAAGGGGGGCCGUUCCCUCUGCUGCCUUCCGAGGGCAGGCUGGCAGCUCUGCUCCUGCCCCACACCUCCUGGUCAGGGACCCUGGGGACACAGAAGGACCCGUCGGUCGUCCUGAGCAAGCUGGGAGAGUGUGCUGGCUACAUCCUCCUCAGCCUCAGGACUCUGCUCAGGAGUCACCUCGCGGCUAAGCUGGGGCCACUCCUCAAUGUUUCCCGAAAAACGAUGCUGCGCUUCCCGACUUCCGUGGGGUCGCUUACCAUUUAUAAAGUCUGCCCCACUGCAGAGCCCAUCGGGAAUCAACUGACGGAGAUCUCCACAGCACACCGGAGAAAUCCAGGUACCUGA
This is a messenger RNA of Diceros bicornis minor, 1056 nucleotides long. RefSeq names its product BPI fold containing family A member 2 (gene BPIFA2). Lineage: Eukaryota; Metazoa; Chordata; Mammalia; Perissodactyla; Rhinocerotidae. The record is from RefSeq and is a predicted model, not a curated record. Gene Ontology annotation, molecular function: lipid binding. The transcript is spliced from 9 exons.